Messenger RNA from Fonticula alba, 1988 nucleotides. RefSeq lists its product as hypothetical. Lineage: Eukaryota; Rotosphaerida; Fonticulaceae. Bases 164 to 1873 code for a protein of 569 amino acids. The transcript is spliced from 4 exons. The record is from RefSeq and is a predicted model, not a curated record. Gene Ontology annotation, cellular component: plasma membrane.
AGAGAGAGAGAGAGAGAGAGAAAAAGAGAUCACCCACCUCACAAGAUCAGCAUCCUCCUCUCUCACGUCGCCUUAGCUCCUUUCGAGUCCCCCUCUUCCUUUCCCCUGGCCUCGGCUACUCUUCCCGCUGCUUUCGUUCCGACUUUUGUCACCUGCCCCCAGCAUGAGCGCCGAUCCUCUUGAUCCGACGCUUGACCGGAACCCCUUCGGGGCCCACCGGAUCCAGGCAGUUCCUCUGGCACGAAGCCAGGCAGACGGCAGCUUGCCGGAUCUGCCGGCGGUUUCCUUUGUCGACCCGGCCGCUGUCGGGGACUCCCGGCUGCAUACGACCGCCGAGUCGAGCCCCGCCUCGGCCUUCGGGGUCGGGGGCCUGUCGCCGAUUUCCCUGAAGCCCGAGCACCCCCCCAGCGGCCUGAAGAUGGAGGAUGACAUGGACGCCUUGGCGGAUGCCCGUGCUGGCCACUACGAAGACCAUGAUGCCAUCCUCCGCGAUAGCGAUGAUGAGGAUGGCGAGGGCGACGAGUCGCCGGACACCUCGCCCGCCACGCCCGGGCCACUGGGCGCCUGCUGGGCCGGGUUCACCGGGUCCCUGUCGUCCGCUUGGAAUACCGUCUUCCAAGCCCUGCCUCCCUGGGGGCAACGCUUUGUCACCGGGGCCCUGAAGAUCGCCGACCAGCAGUCCUUCGCCAUUAUGAUGGUGGUGGUGGCCCUGGCCGCAUAUGUGGCCCCCUCCAUCGGCAAGAAGGGCGGCCCUCUGCUGCCGGAGUACACCGUAUCCUACGGGUCCAUGAUGAUCAUCUUCUUUCUCACCGGAUUAGAUCUCAACUCCGGCGCCCUGGUCCGGUCGCUGUCGAACAUCAAACUCCAGGCGUCCAUGAUGGGUCUGACCUUCGUGGUUCUCCCCCUGGUGGGGUGGGUCUUCGUCGAGGCCCUCCUCAAGCCAAUGGGUGGCUUCUUCCCGCAGGAUAUCAUUGUGGGCUUCCUGGUGCUGGUGUCCCUGCCCUCGACCGUUUCUUCAAACUCGAUCCUGACCGACGCGGCGGCCGGCGACACGGCGGCCGCCGUCACGGCCUCCGUCAUUUCCAACACCUUUGGCGUGGUCCUCUCGCCGCUCAUUGUCCUGCUGAUGAUCCAGACCUCCUCCUCGGUGGGCAUCCUUGGGGUCUACCUGAAGCUCGGCCUGACGGUGAUCCUGCCGCUGCUUGUGGGCCAGGUGUGCCAGCGCCCGUGGGCCGCCGGCUGGGUUGGCCCCCUUCGCCGGUGGGUCCCCUUCGGCACGGUUCGCCAGGCCAUGGUCUUGCUCUUCUUGUACUGCACCUUCUGCGACACGUUUGCCGCCCCGGAAAGCCCCCUCAGCGCGCCGGUCUUCUGGGCUGUUCUCGGCCUGGUGAUGCUGCUCUACACCAUUCUCUGCAUUGUGUGCUGGGUUUUGGUGGCGGUCCCGCCGCUGCGCUUCACCCGCCCGGAACGCGUGGCGGCUUUCAUGGUUGCCAGCCAAAAGACCAUGGUGGUCGGCAUGCCGAUGAUCAGCUCCAUGUAUGCCGACUCGCCGGACUUCAAUGUCGGUGUGGUGGCCCUGCCGGUUUUGCUGUUCCACCCCCUGCAGCUGCUCAUUUGUGGGUUCCUGGUUCCAACCAUGAAACUUUGGGUCGAGCGGGAUGCCGCUCGAAACUCGGCGGCCGGGGCAGACUCCACCUCUGCGGCCGGGCAACUGGACAACGACGAGCAUCUGAUCGAUGCCUCCGACCCAAAUGCCAUCCCAUUGCAGACGCUGGAGCAUGGUGGUGCCGGCCAUUCGGUGGCCAUUCAAAUGAGCGACUUCGCCCUGGACUACCUGGAAGAGGACACCAGUGAUGACCUGCUUCACAUCUAGACCAUCCUCCAUCGUCAUCCGUUCGGGGCGGGGGCUCCAGGGGGGGGGAGGGGGGGGAUGCGACUCGCGCACCUGCGAUACCACCCGGUCAAAAUAGCAACCCUGGAACUGUCUG